CCAAAAAAAAUGUCACGUGCAUAUUUCAGCCAAUGGAAUUGAGACAGAAACGAACGUUCAUGUCAGUGUAAGGAGCUAAGCUAGUCAUGAGCUAGUUGGCGGAUUCUGUUACAUUUCAUAUUGAAAGUCUACAUUCAGCAACUGAGGAGUCAUUUAAGAGGUCAGCAUCAUGGGUGAACCUCAGCAGGUUAGUGCCCUGCCUCCUCCGCCUAUGCAGUACAUCAAAGAGUACACAGAUGAAAACAUCCGCAAAGGUCUGGCUCCUAAGCCACCUCCGCCCAUCAGAGACAGCUACAUGAUGUUUGGCAACCAGUUCCAAUGUGAUGACCUCAUCAUCCGGCCUCUGGAGAGCCAAGGCAUUGAGAGGCUCCAUCCUAUGCAGUUUGACCACAAACGAGAGCUGAAGAAGCUCAACAUGUCCAUUCUCGUGAACUUUCUGGACCUGCUGGACAUCCUUAUCAAGAGCCCUGGCAGCAUAAAGCGUGAAGAGAAGCUGGAGGACAUAAAGCUUCUGUUUGUUCAUUUGCACCAUCUGAUAAAUGAAUACAGGCCACACCAAGCCAGGGAGACAUUGAGGGUGAUGAUGGAGGUUCAGAAGAGACAGAGGCUAGAGACAGCUGAGAGGUUCCAGAAACAUCUGGAGAGGGUGGUGGAGAUGAUCCAGGGGUGCCUUGCCUCCUUACCUGAUGACUUGCCACAGAUAGAAGGUCCGGAUGGUGCUUGUGAUGGGACAAGGAGUGUGUCUGCAGCAGCUAGUGUUGGUUGUUCCUCUGGGCAGGCCCCCAGGCUGAAAACUGAACCAAUGGAUGUAGAGGAAGCAGGUGCCAGCUGUAUGGCAGCAGGUUGCCAGGACAAGAGCGCCCCUACCUCAAAGAGGGACAAAAUAUGGGACAAGGAUGCUGCCAUGUGCAGUAUUAUUGAUGAAAUAGCUUAAUUUUCCUGUUGAGUAGUUGUGAUUCUUUUUUGUACACAUAAACUGUGUUUGUUUUUUGUAUGCUGUAUUUAGAGUAAGUAUGAAGAAGUUUGCUGUGUUUUCACUGGGCCUGAAAUCCUGUCUGGAGUUGAAUGGUGUUUUAUUUAAAGGCUAUCGUGUAGAUAUUAUUAACAGUUUCUGUGAAGAUAUUUGAAGAAUGUAAAUAUUACACAGAUCAACUGGGAUGCCAACUUUCAGUUUUUGUUAUAAACCCAAUAAAGACAUUUCCGAUUGCA
Messenger RNA from Siniperca chuatsi (mandarin fish), 1209 nucleotides. RefSeq names its product mediator complex subunit 7 (gene med7). The record is from RefSeq and is a predicted model, not a curated record. Gene Ontology annotation, molecular function: transcription coregulator activity. Gene Ontology annotation, cellular component: mediator complex. Gene Ontology annotation, biological process: regulation of transcription by RNA polymerase II. The coding region runs from base 170 to 934 and encodes 254 amino acids. Lineage: Eukaryota; Metazoa; Chordata; Actinopteri; Centrarchiformes; Sinipercidae. The transcript is spliced from 2 exons.